AUGCCUGCUUCUGGAGACGAUGAGAUUACCAACUUGGUCGCAGACAUAGUUACCGAAAAACCCCAGUCUUCCCGGAACCCUCUUGCUAACACACAUCUGCCAGCCUCGAAGCUGGCCCCCAAGGCACGCGCGACGCUCAUCAAGCCCGCCGUCACUAGCCUGGCAUCGCUCGCGUACGAGCGCGGGCUGCUCCCCGCAGCGCUCGACGAGCUGCUGACCCUCGUCACGACGCCGAGCCUGCUGGACCAGGCAAGCCUAGGCGUGCUGCUGCGCGGGCUGUACCCGGUGACGCGGGUGUCGGGCGCGAGCGCGCUGCGCGUCGUGGGCGCCCUGGGCCACGGCCGGCUCAAGCCGUCCAUGGCGAUACAGGCGCUGCUGUUGCGCUGGCUCACCAUGGUGUACCACGUGCUCGAGGCGCCAGGCGUCUUGUCACAGGCGUACCCCGUGCUGUUCAACCUGCUCGACACGGCGGCCAUUCGACCCCAGCUCACGCAUCUCCUGGCGCUGAUUACGAGGAGGAAGCACGUUCCUGAUGGGACUGGUGGGGGAUUGGAAACUGACGAUAAGAACAGAUUAAAUCUAUCGCGGCAGACGGGCAAUGAUCCGACGCUGGUCGGCUUGCUGCGCGUAUACAAAGACUACUACCCGGAAAUCAUCGUCGGCGAGGCACAUCCUGAUCCGGCAUGGCGAGAAAGGCUGGACGAGUUGCAAGAGGCGCACCUGCAACAGACGCAAGAGCGCAUAGCGCGUCCGCGAGACGCUUUCCGCGUCCACAAGACUGUUGGACGUGGCCAACGGAACAAGGCACUGCCGUCUGUCCACACAACGCACGCGACCGAGGACUCCGUCACGCUGGAAGAAAUCGAAAAUGUGCAGAGCUUUGUCGAAAAGAUAGACAAGCUCGAGCUGCCAAACCAGCUGGUCGCCGUGCUGGCCGAUCCUCUGCUCCAAAAGCUGCUGCUGCUGCGGCCUAGUGCCGAGUCGUUUCUGCGUGUCGCCAACUGGCUGACCUCGGCGCUGCAGGAUGUACGCGACGGUGACGCGGACGAGGCCACGCUGUGGGAGAUUAUGGAGGUUGUGCGGGACUUUGUCGUGCAGACCAAGGCCUUGCCGUCCACCAUCAUCAACUUUUUUGCGAGCUUCUUCCAGAUCUGGAGCGGUUCGGGAAACAAGACUUGCAUUUUUCAGAUUCUGGCGUACACGCCUCUCUACGACUUCCAAGCUGCCGUUGCCGAUAACCAGUCCGCCACACAGCUAGGGCUGCUCAACAUGUAUACCAACUUGAUACACCACUGGGCUUCUGUCUUGCGGUCCAGCAAGACUAUCCCAGCACAUGCCAGCCGCACCAUCACCAACAUGGUGCAACACGCCGGCACGCUCGCCCUCACCCUACUACAGACCAGCCCCACGCUGUCUAGCGAGUCGGCCAUUCUCACCUUUUACGAGCAGAACCUGGCGCUGCUGACCGACGACACGCUCAAAAACUACAUUUGCAUCGAGCUGCCGCCGUCGGUGCUCAUCUACCUGCUCGUCUUUAGCCAGUCGCUCGCCACCGUGGCGCGGCUGUGCCACAUCAUGGCCUCGUACAAGAAGGGCUUCGAGACGGCCAUGAAGGUUCGCGGCCGCACCGACACGGCGACGAUUGACGCCUCGUCGUACACGCACACCGACGUGAACCGGUACAACGGCAACCUGCUCGACAUUGUCAACCUGCACUGGCGGAUGCACGCGUUUGGCGUCGACAAGGAGGUGGAGCAGGGCUGCCUGCUGCCGCGGGCGGCGGCCGCGCGGCUCGAGCGCUACGUCACGUCGUCGGUGGACCGCGGCUUCUCGCUGGCGGCGAUGCUCUCGCUGUCGUACUCGCCGCUGUUUUGCCUGCAGAGCAUCGAGACGCUGCGCGUGCUCGAGGACCGCCAGAUCGCCGUCGACGCCGCUAUUGAGACGCGCCACGCGGGGCCCGUCUCGCAGGAGAGCCUGCGCAAGCUCGGCACGUCGGGCGGCAUCCGCAUCGGCUUCAACGGGUACCGGGCUAGCGUCCUGGAGACCCUCAGGGCCAAGGGCAUGCCCGGCGUGGAGGAGCUGCUCAAGGUGAGCAUGCCGUCGGUGGCCAAGGCGAUUGAGAGCUGGGCGGCUAGGGAGGCGUGA
Molecule: messenger RNA, 2145 nt
Organism: Cordyceps militaris CM01
Lineage: Eukaryota; Fungi; Ascomycota; Sordariomycetes; Hypocreales; Cordycipitaceae
Product: Mis6 domain-containing protein
Exons: 7
Coding region: 1-2145 (714 amino acids)
Cellular component (GO): kinetochore; nuclear body; cytosol
Source: RefSeq, a predicted model, not a curated record